Messenger RNA from Columba livia (rock pigeon), 1523 nucleotides. It is a transcript of the gene TIFA, whose product is annotated as TRAF interacting protein with forkhead associated domain. The coding region runs from base 239 to 829 and encodes 196 amino acids. The transcript has 2 exons. Gene Ontology annotation, biological process: canonical NF-kappaB signal transduction. The record is from RefSeq and is a predicted model, not a curated record. Gene Ontology annotation, molecular function: protein binding. NCBI's taxonomy places the organism in Eukaryota, Metazoa, Chordata, Aves, Columbiformes, Columbidae.
GGGGCCGUGCCCCGCUCCGAGUGCGGUGCCGGGGAAGCCGGGUCCCCAGGCGCGGGCAGUGAGGGGGCGGGAUGCUCGCCGGGGUUUCCUUGGUCACUUUCGACGGAGGUGGCGGCGUUGGUGGCGAGCGCUUUCGGGAGCUCCCGCCCUCGCCUUACCUGCGGUCCGUGCGAUGAGCAGCUGGCUGAAGGCUCUAGAGCGGCACAAAGCCCUGAAGAUCUGAGGAACUCAUUUCAUCAUGAUUUCUUUUGAAGAAGCUGACACUGAAGAAACAGUAACAUGUCUCCACAUGACCUUUUACCACCCUUGCCAAAAUGACCAGAUGUUUAGUUGCUUGAAUUUCUGUAGGCGAGAACAAGUCAGGGCAGAUGAAGUGGCCAAGUUUGGCCGUGAUUCUAAUGUCUGCCAUUACAACUUAAUGGAUACUCGUGUUUCUCGGAUUCAGUUUUCAUUGCAGUUCUACAGGAAACUGAACAGCUCAGAAUGUUGUUUUGAGAUAAAGAACAUGAGCAAGAAAACAAAACUGAUGGUGGACCAAACAGAACUGGGUUAUUUAAACAAAACUGACUUGCCAUGGAAGUGUAUCAUUUUGUUUGGGGACUACCAGAUUUUAGCGGAGACUGAAGAAGGGGUGUCCAUGGAUUAUUUUGAGACUUACUUCCACUUGUCUGAAGUGCCGAUCUUACAGGAAAGAUGCCUACCAUCACAUCAACCCGUACCUGAGACUGGCAUUUCCUCUCCCUUGUUUCCUUCCCAAGGCAAAAACCCCACAGAGAUUGAUGAAAAUGAGCCAUGGCAUACGGGCGAAGGAGGCUGGAGCAGAUUUUGACCAUCUGGAACCUGCAUAACUUCAGAAAUUGACGGCUGUCAUCUCAGUCCACUGUCCUUGGCUGUUCUCACUGCUGUACAUCAGUCGUCUUACCGUUUUCAGUACAGUCAUACCAGAGCAUACUUCGUUCAACAGAAACCGAUUCCUGCCACUGUUUUUACCAGGGCAAACGUGCUCUCUGGUCACCACUGUUUGCCAGAUAAACGUGAAGAAGACAUAGAGGGCCACCCAAAUCCAUUGUAGCAGAAUCAAUUCAAGAAUUGUGAUCACAUGCCUUGAAGGUAUAUUUAAUGGGCAGUAGAGACGUAAUGUCUCGCUCCAUGUUAUAUUUUGUGCUUCACUUUUGACAUUAAGUUCCAAACAGUACUUUCAAGCCUAGGUUGUAACUUCCCAGCUUUUGCAGCUUAGAAACACUUUGUCAGCAUAGUCCUUUAAAGUUAAUGCUUUUCUUAACUUUGCAGUGAGAUUCUUUCCUCUAUUUUUAAAAUUAAUUAAAAUAUGUAUUUUUUCCAAGUUAGCUACUUUUGCUUGUGAAUGUAAAUAAACAUGCAACAUCAGUGAUCAUGUUAUGUAAAAAUACAAAUAAAUUUUGUAAUAAAAGCAUCUGGUUGCUCAGUAAGGAUUUGUUGCCUUCUAAAACUACAGUCUAAAAGCACUUACGUGAAUAAAAUUAUUUCUGAGACAAUCCAGACAA